CGCGCGCACGCGCAGAGCGAGCGGGAGGAGGCGCGGCGGAGCCAUGGACGACGAGGAGGAGACCUACCGCCUGUGGAAAAUCCGCAAGACCAUCAUGCAGUUGUGCCACGACCGUGGCUACCUGGUCACUCAGGAUGAGCUGGACCAGACACUGGAGGAGUUCAAGGCCCAGUUUGGGGACAAGCCCAGUGAAGGGCGGCCGCGGCGCACAGACCUCACAGUGCUGGUGGCCCACAAUGAUGACCCCACUGACCAGAUGUUUGUCUUCUUCCCAGAGGAGCCCAAAGUGGGGAUCAAGACCAUCAAGGUGUACUGCCAGCGCAUGCAGGAGGAGAAUAUCACCCGCGCCCUCAUCGUGGUGCAGCAGGGCAUGACCCCUUCGGCUAAGCAGUCUCUGGUCGACAUGGCCCCCAAGUACAUCCUGGAGCAGUUUCUGCAGCAGGAGCUGCUUAUCAAUAUCACGGAGCACGAGCUGGUCCCGGAGCACGUGGUCAUGACCAAGGAAGAGGUGACUGAACUGCUGGCCAGAUAUAAACUCCGAGAGAACCAGCUGCCCCGGAUCCAGGCAGGAGACCCUGUAGCUCGGUACUUCGGGAUAAAGCGAGGGCAGGUGGUAAAGAUCAUCCGGCCCAGCGAGACCGCGGGCAGGUACAUCACCUAUCGACUGGUGCAGUAGCUGCCCUCUAGCCCACAGGUGAGACAGCGCCAUGUGGACAUUGGAGCCGCAGGCGGGGGCACCUGCCUUUCCUGCUGGGCAUGCGGGAAUGUUCCAGCUCUGUCCUGUGAGCAUGCCCACUCACGUUCUCUUGGCCAACCCUCAGAGAUGACUGAUCAACCCUUUGGGCAUGGAUGUGGUGACAACUUGGGCAAAGGGUCAUCAUGGCCACUGACCCCACUGUGGAUGCUCCAUGAUGGUGCCUCAAGAGGGGACAGAAUGCCUCAUGGAGGCCGGCGGCCCCACAGCCACAGACGGCAAGGCUGAACUUGCUUACCCCAGAUGGGGCCCAGGGAGCAUGCCACUUCCUGCCCACCCCUGCAUGCUACUCCCGACACCGUGUCUUGAGAGCCGCAAGAGUGAGGUUAAAACUCACCUGAACCUUGACUUACUUUUGAAUGCUAAAUGUUUUUAAAAUUAAAGAUAUUUUGAGUAAAGAAACUUGUCUGGGAAACCAAGGCUGAGUGACAGGUCUGCACCAGCGGUCUGUGCCUGUCACCAUGGCCUGGAGCGCUCCCUCGACUGAGGGCUGCUGCCUCUGGGGCGCCCACGGCCUGGGAGCUGGAACCCGCGCUCCAACGGCUGCCGCUCCUGCACAGGCCCCUCUGACGCCAUUUGCUGCUCUAAGCUCUGUCCCUGGUGCUUUCCUUGCACAAAUCUGUGGGACUGUUCUCCACCGCACCCCUUUUGGUGUCUGAGUUCAGAAGGCCUUCCCUGCCCAGUUUAAAAGUAUUCAUGGGUAUUUUGUCUUUUCCCCCUGGUCCUGCCCUGCCCGCCCUCGUGCUUUUCUUUCUUUCUUUUUUUUAAAUAAAGAAGCAGAAGUACGUUUGUUUUUAAGCUUUUAGUUAUUUUAUUUUUGCAUAGAACUGGGGUGAGGGGUGAGAGGAUUCACCAGAGACAGUAGAGAGCAGAGCAGGUAGAUUUAUGAGAUCCACUGCUGAGGGGAGCAGAGGGCGAGGCAGAGGUCUGCUUCGCCACGUGGGUCAGCUCCCUGGCCAGGGAUCAAACUCAGGCCAUAGCGGUAAUAGUGCUGAGACUUAGCCCCUGGGCCACAAAGGGGGCCUGUGCUUUUCUUUUUUAAUAGCUUUUAAAAGAUAUAAUUGACAUACCCGAGCACAUUGCAGUGACUGUUAGUACUGUCAGCUUUAGGACAUUUUUACCCCCUCCCCCCAAAAUGCCCUCCCCAUCAGCUGUAACUCCCCAACCCCUGGCACUACAAACCCACUCUCUGGCUGUGCGUGUCCUGGACGUUUCUCGUUGGUGGCCUCACACCGCGUGGCCUCGUGUGUCUGCUUCUCUCCCUGAGCAUCGUGUGUGCGGGGUCCCUCCCAUGGUGGCGAGUGUCAGAGCUGCCCCCGUAUGUGGACAGUCACGUUCCUCCAUCUGGACAUGUGGGCAUGUCCACCUCUUGGCAGGUGUGACUUGCUGCUGUGGACAUCUGUGUACGAGUUUCUGUGUGAACGUGUGUUCAUUUCUAUUAGGUAGACGCCUGGGCGUGGAAUUGCUGGAUACCCUUUUGAAAAACUGACUUUUCUAAACUCUAGCACUUUGUGUUCCCAGGCCCAGCGUUUUCUGUUACUCUUCGUCCUCAACAGCGCUAGUUAUCUCCCCAGCUUUCUGUUAGUCCCACCCCAGUGGGCCAAGUGCCGUCUCGUGGUUAUGACUCAGUUUUUCCCGGAUGCUGUUGAGCAUCUUUUCAUGUGCUGCUUGGCCAUGUGUACCUCGUCUUUGAAGAAACCUCCAUGCAGCUCCUUUGCCUGUUGCUUAAUUGAGUUUUUACUACUGAGUUGUGGAAGUUGUUUACUGAUUUAGAUGCAAAUUCUUAUCAGAUACUUUUUUCCAUUCUCGUAUUUCUAAGCACUUGUUUAUAGGUUUGGUUUUUACCUAUAAUCUUUGUUCCUAGAUAGACAGCGGCCUUGAGCAUCUCACAGACCUUUCUUGCUGCGCUGUACGCCCCCUCAUAAACUCAAAUAAAUACCAGCAUUUCAGGAUGUGCUUUCUUUCACUUGGUCAACUUAGGUUUAAAGAAUCAGUUUUACAGUACCUGUAACAGCAGGACAGGCCGCUCCUUUGCCCCCAGGUAGACACACUUUUUAUUUCCAGAAUCUUCUUGGUCCAAAAAGCCAGACACAAAGGAUAAAUACUUUGUGAUUCUCCCUAGAGGAAUCAAAUCUAUACAGACAGAAAGUAAUGGUGUGGGACGCUG
Messenger RNA from Talpa occidentalis (Iberian mole), 2921 nucleotides. It is a transcript of the gene POLR2E, whose product is annotated as RNA polymerase II, I and III subunit E. NCBI's taxonomy places the organism in Eukaryota, Metazoa, Chordata, Mammalia, Eulipotyphla, Talpidae. Gene Ontology annotation, biological process: DNA-templated transcription. The record is from RefSeq and is a predicted model, not a curated record. Gene Ontology annotation, molecular function: DNA-directed RNA polymerase activity; DNA binding. The transcript has 7 exons. The coding region runs from base 44 to 676 and encodes 210 amino acids. Gene Ontology annotation, cellular component: RNA polymerase I complex; RNA polymerase II, core complex; RNA polymerase III complex.